AUGUCUGGCAUCGAGAUCAUCGGCGUCGUGUUGGGCGCUAUCCCACUGGUAAUUUCCGGGUUCGAGCACUAUGCUGAUGGAGUAAGAACCAUCAAAGUUAUUUGCGGAGCCUCCAGAGAGUUCAAAGCACUGUCAAGAAAGCUUGGCGCUGAGGAGGUGCUGUAUCGCAACACCUUGGAGUUGCUGUUGAGCGACUGCUUAGAUCUGCAGAAGCACAAUGAGUUGACGAGGGAGCCUGACGGUGUUGCAUGGGAGGAUUUGGAGGUGAAAGCGGCCUUGCAAGGGAGAUUGCAAGAAGCCUACGACUCGUUCAUUGAGCACGUUCGCAGUGUCGCAGAAGCACUCGAUGAAAUCAAGGGACGUCUGCAGAUCGGGCCGUCAGGAAAGGGCCCGUUCAACGAUGCGAAGUCGUUCAAGCAAGCGUACAGGCGGUUUCACUUCGCACUGCAGAAGUCAGCGUACAUCGAGUUUAUCAACAGCAUUAAGGAUGACAAUACACAUCUGAAGAGGCUCACGCAGCAAAGCCAAGCCAUCAACCAGGUACGCCAGUCUCGGCGCAUGCCCGACUACGAUCAGAGCAGGCUCCAUGCAAGUGGCGUGUACGAUAUAUUGCAGCAUGGCCUUCAGGUCUCGUGUGCCACGCCACACAAGGCCAGCAUUUAUCUGCAGCCUGCAGUGGUGGGAAAGUUCCAGCUCGCGCAAAGGGAUGCCAUCGAUACUUUCCGGAUAGUGCUACAUCAUGAUGCGCCUUCCUCGGCACAGAAGGCGCCAGCUUGGUACGUACAGGAAGCAGAGAUGCGGCUUCUCGAUGUCAUGGCAGCAGCAGGGGCCCCGAUCGCACCAAGUUGCAACAUACCGGGCUCGAAUCGCAAGCGUAAAGUCCAGUUCCAGGAGCCCGCGAGAUCGUUGUCGAAGCCAGAACCAGUAACUGCACUGCAGCAGAAGAAUGUUGCCGAAAUCCAGGACUUGUGUAAUAGCAUCCAUACACUAAAGUCACAACAGUGUGGUAUCUGCCUCGGGUACCUGGUCGGUUCUGCAAACAGCCAUAGGCAUGGCCUGUACUGGCCGAAGGACCGACUCGUCGAUCAAGCAUCGUUCAGCGUGUGCACGCUGGCCAGCAUCUUGAAAGAGCCCUCCUGUACGCGUCGAAAGUUGAACAGCGCAGAUGCGCACAGACUAGCCAUACCGCUGGCAUCUGGUAUGCUGAGGCUGCACGACACUCCAUGGCUGAGUCCUGGAUGGAGCAAACAAGACAUUAGCUUGAUCCGCCACAAUGGCAAGAUUCUAUCUGAGCAUGCGUUCAUCUCGCAGAACAUGAGCCUUCCAAAGACUACACCACCACCGAGCAGUACAUCGACGGACAAGGUAGCCUCAUUGCUGAUCAGGAACCCAACGUUGUUCGCCUUGGGCAUAAUUCUCAUCGAGCUCUGCAUGGGCAAGUCCAUCGAUGAGCUCCACGAGGCGGAUGAACUGGACGCUAAUGGCUCGAAGAAUGCAUUAUCCGAAUAUAGAACAGCCGACCGACUGAUCCAGAUGGAAGAGAUAAGCGAUCGACUCGGAAGUCGGUGGAAUGAUGUCGUCCGGCGGUGCAUCUAUUGCGAUCUGAACCAGUCCAAAGUGUCGUUGCAAGACAGGAGCUUUCAGCAGGCAGUACACAGCGACAUUGUUGGGGAGCUGGAGGAAAGUUAUCGACAAUUCUUUCACCUAUGA
Molecule: messenger RNA, 1710 nt
Organism: Fulvia fulva
Lineage: Eukaryota; Fungi; Ascomycota; Dothideomycetes; Mycosphaerellales; Mycosphaerellaceae
Exons: 2
Coding region: 1-1710 (569 amino acids)
Source: RefSeq, a predicted model, not a curated record